Molecule: messenger RNA, 1521 nt
Organism: Psylliodes chrysocephalus
Lineage: Eukaryota; Metazoa; Arthropoda; Insecta; Coleoptera; Chrysomelidae
Source: the annotation of a GenBank genome assembly
AUAAAAUAAAGACACGAUAAAAUAAGAUUUUUUUAUUGCUGUCUAGAUAUUUGGAACCGAGUGACCUGGCAACACUGCUGCACCUAAGUCAUCAUUGUCAAUUGUCAUAUGAUCAAAUGUGAUCAAAUCCCAAAGGUCACUUUAAUCAAGGCCGAAUAAAAAAUUCAUGAUAAAGUAAGAUUUUUAUUGCUGAUGAAGCAUAUUUUGUGCUGAUAUCAGUGAUAUUUUAUAAGAUUAUAACAGCACAUCUGCAGUACACGUCAGUUUUACAGAUUUACCAGCGAGAAACAUAAAUCCCUUUGAAAUAAUAAAAAAAUGAGUACUGCAGGCAAAGUGAUAAAAUGCACCGCAGCAGUCGCGUGGGGCCCAAAGGAAGAUCUAAAAUUAGAAACAAUAGAAGUAGAUCCACCAAAAGCCCAUGAAGUUAGAAUUAAAAUAUUGUAUACUGCUGUGUGCCACACUGAUGCCUAUACACUUAGUGGACAAGAUCCUGAGGGUCUUUUUCCAGUCGUACUAGGACACGAGGGGGCCGGUAUCGUCGAAAGCGUGGGCCAGGGAGUUACCAAUGUUCAACCAGGUGACCAUGUUAUCCCAUUGUAUGUACCACAAUGUGGUGAUUGCAAAUUUUGUAAAAGCCCGAAAACGAAUUUGUGCCAAAAGAUCCGUGUAACACAGGGACAAGGUAAAAUGCCUGAUGGAACAUCAAGAUUUAAAUGUAAUGGUAAAGAAUUGUAUCAUUUUAUGGGAUGUUCCACUUUUAGUGAAUACACUGUUGUUGCUGAUAUUUCUGUGACAAAGGUUAAUUCUAAAGCUCCUUUGGACAAAGUCUGCCUUUUGGGUUGUGGUGUUCCCACAGGUUACGGUGCUGCCCUCAAUACUGCUAAAGUUGAAAAGGGUAGUACUUGUGCAGUUUGGGGUUUAGGUGCAGUAGGAUUGGCAGUUGGCUUAGGAUGUCAAGCAGCCGGUGCUUCUAGAGUAAUCGGUGUUGAUUUGAAUCCAGCCAAAUUUGAAGUUGCUAAGAAAUUCGGUUUCACUGAAUUCGUAAAUCCCAAAGAAUACGAGAAACCCAUUACUGAAGUUCUAGUAGAAUUAACAGAUGGUGGUGUGGAUUAUACUUUUGAAUGCGUUGGAAAUGUGGAAACGAUGAGAGCUGCGCUAGAAUCGUGUCAUAAAGGUUGGGGAGUAUCUACCAUUGUCGGUGUAGCUGGAGCUGGACAGGAAAUCAAGACUAGACCAUUCCAACUUGUAACUGGACGUGUAUGGAAAGGAACUGCUUUUGGAGGCUGGAAAAGCCGUGAAAGCGUGCCGAAGCUUGUGGAAGAAUAUCUAAACAAAAAGCUUAAAUUGGAUGAAUUCGUUUCGCAUUUUUUGAAAUUUGAGGAAAUAAAUGAAGCCUUCCACCUUAUGCACAAAGGAAUUAGUAUUCGCACUGUUUUGAGCUUUGGAAACAGCCAAAGUAACCUUUAAAAAUAUAUUUUUAUAUUUGUUUUAUGGUUCAUUAAAUGAAGGGUUAUGUUUUUA